Molecule: messenger RNA, 639 nt
Organism: Rosa rugosa (rugosa rose)
Lineage: Eukaryota; Viridiplantae; Streptophyta; Magnoliopsida; Rosales; Rosaceae
Exons: 3
Coding region: 1-639 (212 amino acids)
Source: RefSeq, a predicted model, not a curated record
AUGGAGAUGUGGAGUAGGAGUGAAGAACAACCAAUUCUGCCUCCACAAUAUUCUAGACAGCCAGGAAGGCCACGAACAAAGAGGAUUAGAGAUUUAUUGGAGAAGUUGGCUGCAAAUGGAACAAAGCUUGGAAGAGUUCAUCGGUCCUUGAAGUGUAGCAAUUGUCAAAGAGUUGGCCACAACGUGAAGACAUGUCACAGAAAUCUUCCACCAAAAGAUAAGCAAGCUGCAAAUGUGAACAAGAAAAGGAAGCUGAACAAUGGAGAAGGAACUGCAUCUCAAAACGCCCAGGUUGAUCCCAUAAUUUUUUUGCAACCUAAACCUGGAAGAAAACCAGCAUUGAGUAAGAAUGACUUGAGGAAAAACCAUCUAAAAGUGGUUGAAUAUCAAAGGAAGAAGAUGGCUGCAUUGAAGGCAUCUAGAAAAGCUGCUGCUGCUGCUGCCACCCCUGCUAACUCUACCAAAGCUGCUGCUACCGCCACAAAAUCCAAGUCCACCAAAGCUGCUACUGCUGCUGCCGCAUCUACCUCAGCAACCACAAGGCCUCCGACAUCGAGUAAAGCAUCAAAAGGUCAAUCUCCAACACCUUGCAGAUCAUCUCAAAGGAUUAGGCAGAAUUCCAAGCAAGGGGGAAAGUAG